Messenger RNA from Acanthosepion pharaonis, 792 nucleotides. The record is from the annotation of a GenBank genome assembly. Lineage: Eukaryota; Metazoa; Mollusca; Cephalopoda; Sepiida; Sepiidae.
AUGUUCUACUUCCGUUCGUUUAAACCCCUUUAUCUUCUUUCUAUCUUUCUUUUUUUUUCUUCCUUUUUUCUUUCUUUCUUUCUUUUAAUAUGUUCUACUUCCGUUUGUUUAAACCCCUUUCUAUCUUCUUUCUUUCUUUCUUUCUUUUUUUUUAUCCUUUUUUCUUUCUUUUUUUCUUUCUAUUUUUUCUUUUUUCUUUUUCUUUCCUUUCUUUCUUUCUUUCUUUUUAAUAUGUUCUACUUCCGUUCGUUUAAACCCCUUUACAGCCUUUCUUUCUUUCUUUCUUUCUUCCUUUCUUUCUUUCUUUCUUUUAAUAUGUUCUACUUCCGUUCGUUUAAACCCCUUUACAGCCUUUCUUUCUUUCUUUCUUUCUUUCUUUCUUUCUUUCUUUCUUUCUUUCUUUCUUUCUUUCUUUUAAUAUGUUCUACUUCCGUUCGUUUAAACCCCUUUACAGCCUUUCUUUCUUUCUUUCUUUCUUCCUUUCUUUCUUUCUUUCAUUUAAUAUGUUCUACUUCCUUUCGUUUAAACCCCUUUCUAUCUUCUUUCUUUCUUUCUUUUAAUAUGUUCUACUUCCGUUCGUUUAAACCCCUUUCUAUCUUCUUUCUUCCUUUCUUUCUUUCUUUUAAUAUGUUCUACUUCCGUUCGUUUAAACCCCUUUACAGCCUUUCUUUCUUUCUUUCUUCCUUUCUUUCUUUCUUUCUUUCUUUUAAUAUGUUCUACUUCCGUUCGUUUAAACCCCUUUCUAUCUUCUUUCUUUCUUUCUUUCUUUCUUUCUUUCUUUCUUUCUUUUAA